GUUUUGGCUAAACAAACACACAUACAGUCGGUAAUAUUCCCAGAAUAUACGGCACCUAACAAGCUCGAGCGACGAGGUCCCCGCCGGUAGUUCAGCUAGCUAACGACUCGGCGCCGAUGUUUUAAAGCGGGGAAUCCCGGACCGACACCAUGACCGGAGGGGAUUCCCCGGCCCCGGACCCGGAUGUUGCACACUAUGGGCAACUCAUCAUAGCUGUCGCGGUAGUCACCAUGGCCGUGUCGGGCCUGUUCGUGGGCAUGCGACUCUGGUCAAGGGUGGUGAUUCUCCGCUCGGUUGCAGUUGAGGAUGCCUUCAUUUUGCCCGCCUGGCUCUUUGCCGCCGGUAAUUCGAUUUCCAAUCUCAUCCAAUUACAAUACGGCUUGGGACGACCAUAUGCUGCUUUAGACCCUGAUACGUUCGCAAUUUACCUUAAGAUAGGAUAUGCCACAAAUAUCAUCUACGCGCUGGCUCUGGCCUUCGUCAAAAUCUCAAUUCUCUGCCUCUACAUCCGCGUUUUGACAUAUAACAAUGUCCGUCGGGCGGCUAGAGUCCUCCUUGGGAUUGUUAUUAUCACCCAUCUCUGGAUUAUCGCCUCGCUCAUUACCGUCUGCAUUCCGGUGGAGGCCGUCUGGAAUCGUGCGCUACGCUCGACGGCUUACUGCCAUUCCUGGAAUGUCUACUGGAGCCAUUCCGGGAUCAACAUCACUACCGACUUUCUCAUCUUCCUGCUGCCGCUAACAGUGCUGCCCAAAAUCCGGGUCCCACAACGGCAGAAGAUCUUGCUGUACUUUGUCUUCCUGCUCGCCUUCUCUGUUUGUCUUAUUUCGAUUGUAAGAACCGUGCAGUUCGCACUCGGAUGGACCUUUGCCCAACCACCUAUAGAUCCGAUCUUAAACACAGUCCUCAUCGCGGUUUGGACGAUGCUCGAGGUCAACCUUGCUGUGGUCUGCGCCUGUAUUACCACCAUCAAGCCUGUGCUAGCCCGCAUCUUUCCCCGGCUGCUCACCCCUGAGAUAUCGGAAAGCAACAUGUCCGUGUCGUGGAACAGAGUUAUCGAGGAAGCGCAUGGUCGGCUGCGCCCUCGCGCUGCCAGCGACACAGGCACGCAAACACUCAGGGAGUCCGGUCAAUCCAGUGUUCAGACGAAGAAUAUCAGGACAGGAGAUGCCGAGGCCACAGAUAAAGGUGCGCAGUCUUCCGGUGGUUCCCUGACCUCAGGAGGUGUAGAGCGGCAAUUUGCUGGGCAUUGAGCCAGUCCGGUUCGGGUAGUUGACGGGAUCCUGUAGCUGUACUGCUAGUGAUACUUGGGUAUUAUCGUCUUUCCUAUACAUAAUGUUAAUAGAUCCUAUUCAUACCUUCCUCACGGUGUCAUCAAGUCGUGAUUAUCCCUGGGCA
This is a messenger RNA of Canariomyces notabilis, 1395 nucleotides long. RefSeq lists its product as uncharacterized. NCBI's taxonomy places the organism in Eukaryota, Fungi, Ascomycota, Sordariomycetes, Sordariales, Chaetomiaceae. The transcript is spliced from 5 exons. The coding region runs from base 150 to 1250 and encodes 366 amino acids. The record is from RefSeq and is a predicted model, not a curated record.